AUGGAGGCGUUCCAGUUACUUUCGCGAGGAGGAAUCAAGUUUGACAAACAAAGAUUUAAGUCGGACGUUCAGCUAUUCAAUCCAACACAGAAUACGGAUCUGAAGACAAAAGCGUCAUUUGCUGCUAGCAAUGACUCUGACCUUCCCACUGAGCUUGACUUCUUCAAGUACGCACAAGGUGGAUCCAGCAAGCGCAAACCAGAUGAUAGAUCAGGACCUCUCUUAAAACGCCGAAAGAUGGGCGGCGCUUCAGACGACGAAGGCUCGGAUAUUGAAGAUGGCGCACAGGAAGAGCCAGGACCCUCCAUUGCCCAGCGUGUUACGGCCAAGGGUUCGGAUGUUCCUGAGUCAGCUCAGUCCUUUGAGUCACUCCACGAUCGAUAUGAGCUGCCAAGUCAGCUACUUAAAAAUCUCAAAGAAAAUGGCUUUCGCCAUCCUACAGGAAUCCAGUCCCAUGGCAUACCAAUUUUGCUAGAGUCUCGCGACCUGGCAGCUAUAUCGCCGACGGGUACCGGGAAGACGUUAUCAUACAUUCUUCCCGUCUUCUCACUUCUGAAGUUGCCUUCCUCAACUUCCAAGCAUGACGCAGGUUCUGGUGUACGGGCCGUGAUUCUAGCCCCCACUCGAGAGUUAGCUCACCAGAUACAUAACGAGUGUCUGAAACUCGCUGAGGGUCGGAAAUGGAAGAUUGUACUAUUUAACAAGACCACUGCAAACGCACUGAAGGAUCAGCAAACUAGAGACAAAGUAGUUCAAGACAUCAUCAUUAGCACACCCCUCCGUUUAGUAGCGGCCAUACAAGAAGGCAACGUCACGUUGAAGAACGUCCGUCAUCUCGUCUUAGACGAGGCCGACCGCAUGUUGGAUGCCGAGUUUCUGUCUCAAGUGCAGGAGAUUAUCGCUGCGUGCACACAUCCCAACCUUCAAAAAGCAGUGUUCAGUGCGACGUUGCCCGCUGGGGCAGAAAAACUCGCAAUGGCGAUGUUACGCAAUCCAAUACGUAUAGUGGUGGGCUUGAAGGACACACCGCUACCUCUCAUUGCACAAUCUCUGACCUACGUUGCCGAUGACGCCUCAAAACUUCCGAGUCUACUGACAUACUUUGCUCAACCAUACAACCCGCCCGUUCUCGUUUUCACCUCUACUCAGCCCCGAGCCUCGUCCCUUGCAUCAGAGCUUAUCAUGAGUGGAAUACCAAAUGUGGACUGCUUGCACGCUGGUAUGACCCGGAAGCAACGCGAAGAUGCUGUGAGCCGGAUGCGAAGAGGAGAAAGCUGGAUUAUUGUCAGCACGGAAGUUAUGGCACGUGGCAUGGAUUUUAAGGGUGUACGAGAGGUUAUCAACUACGACUUCCCAACAAGCGUACAAAGCUAUAUCCACCGGAUAGGUCGUACUGGUCGCGCCGGGCGGGAGGGAAAAGCGGUCACAUAUUUUACGGAUGAGGACGCGCCUUUUUUGAAGUCCAUUGCAAAUGUCAUCCUACAAUCUGGCUCUACAGUACCUGAGUGGAUGAUCAAGCUCCCCAAACCUUCGAAGAUGCGCAAAAAGCAAAUGGGCAGAGUUAAGCGAGCUGAGACCGUCAACGUCGCGCGCAAGAUUGGACGCAACGAUGCUUUGAAGAAACGGUAG
Molecule: messenger RNA, 1629 nt
Organism: Coniophora puteana RWD-64-598 SS2
Lineage: Eukaryota; Fungi; Basidiomycota; Agaricomycetes; Boletales; Coniophoraceae
Product: P-loop containing nucleoside triphosphate hydrolase protein
Exons: 8
Coding region: 1-1629 (542 amino acids)
Biological process (GO): maturation of SSU-rRNA
Molecular function (GO): nucleic acid binding; RNA helicase activity; ATP binding
Source: RefSeq, a predicted model, not a curated record